Xenopus laevis (African clawed frog) is the source of this 765-nucleotide messenger RNA. It is a transcript of the gene ier3ip1.S, whose product is annotated as immediate early response 3 interacting protein 1 S homeolog. The record is from RefSeq and is a predicted model, not a curated record. Gene Ontology annotation, cellular component: Golgi membrane; COPII-coated ER to Golgi transport vesicle; membrane. Bases 274 to 516 code for a protein of 80 amino acids. Lineage: Eukaryota; Metazoa; Chordata; Amphibia; Anura; Pipidae. Gene Ontology annotation, biological process: endoplasmic reticulum to Golgi vesicle-mediated transport. The transcript is spliced from 3 exons.
CUCCAGUCAGGCCGCUGGGCCAGUGAAUCUCCAGAGUCCAGCCAGGCCAGUAAAUCUCCAGUCAGGCCAGGGAAACUCCAGCCAGGUGCCAACCACGCCAAAUACUACCACCAGGGGUGGUUGUUGUUGGGAGUUUAACACCAGUCCAAUAUAAAAAGCCCUUUAUACUCUUCAGGUAUAGCGGUUUCGAGCUUUGUAGGUUUGUCCCUCUCUCCUCCCCGUACUAGCAUCUACCGCUUCCGCCCGACCUGCUGCAGCCACAUCACUGGCAACAUGGCGUUCACCCUGUACUCACUGCUGCAGGCCGCUCUGCUCUGUGUCAAUGCCGUGGCCGUGCUGCACGAAGAGCGGUUCCUCAUUGGUUGGGGAGCAGACCAGGGUAUUGGAGGAUUUGGAGAGGAACCCGGAAUGAAGUCACAGCUCAUGAACCUUGUGCGAUCAGUACGGACAGUGAUGAGAGUGCCGCUGAUUAUAGUGAACUCUGUAACGAUUGUGCUGCUCUUGCUGUUUGGAUAAAGACCAGAGGGAAGAUUCCAACCUAUCAGAAACCGGAUUUCUGCACCUCAAGGAGCAAUAAAGCAUCAUUUGGACAGUUCUCUGCGGCAAGCAAUUAAUUUUUUUGUAAAAAAAACGUUUAUUUUAUUUUAUGGUUGACUUUGAUAAUGGAUAUUCUCCAGUCCUGGUACAGUCGCUGCGCCUGUGAUCUCCCAUUAAAUAACAUAUCUGCUGACGGUUUUCACUGUUAUAAUAAAUCCUUUUAAAAUA